UACUAGGUCUCGGGUUGCAAAGCAGAAAAGAAAAUGAACAUAUUUUUACUGUAGACUUGCACAAUACGCUUCACUCUCUGCAGAGACGUCGUGCAACAAACAUAGUACCGUGUGUCGUAGUCAUUAUUGGACCCGUCAGUAUAUCCCGCGUCUUUACAUAAACCCUAUAACACAAAACAGCAAUCCAAUUCUUACAUCGCCAUUGUGUGUAUCAAUUCACUUUAAAAAUAAUCAGUCGCAUUGACGUGUCAUCCCGCCUGCCGAUACCAUUAGAACAACCACAUGGCAAACAGUCGGAUUCACUUAGCUCUUUAACCAUGAUGGAAGGAAUUCAGAGUGGUGUAGUGAAAUGUGGUGGCUACAGGUACGAUGAUGGGACACGCUAUAUUGGAGACUGGAAUCAGCGCGGUCAAAAACAUGGCAUGGGAUCCAUGAUGUUUUCGGAUGGCACACGGUACGACGGAGCUUUUAGUAACGGAGUAUGCUCUGGGUUGGGAGUAAUGUGCUUUCCUGAUGGUGCCAAAUACGAAGGAGAAUUCAUGCAAGGCUGGUUUCACGGGCAUGGAAUAUUCUGGCGAUCGGAUGGUAUGAAAUAUGAAGGAGAGUUCCGAGGUGGACGUAUUUGGGGCCUCGGAUUGGUCACAUUCAGUGACCAGAGUCACGGCUUCCCACGAAACGAGGGAUUCUUCCAAGAUUGCCGAUUGGUACGCAAAAAGCGCUGUCCGGAAGUAAUUCAACGUGCGCAGAAAGUAGCCCUAAUGGCGAGGGCACAGUGUGACCAAGGGAAUUGAUUUAAUCAAUAGUCGUAGUGCCGAGAACCUAGCAAUUAUACAAAAUAAUGCUUUAAUUAAUUUUAAUGUUUUGAACGUAAUCAAAUAAAAUACAAAAUCAA
Messenger RNA from Malaya genurostris, 892 nucleotides. It is a transcript of the gene rtp, whose product is annotated as MORN repeat-containing protein 4 homolog. Bases 318 to 791 code for a protein of 157 amino acids. Lineage: Eukaryota; Metazoa; Arthropoda; Insecta; Diptera; Culicidae. The transcript is spliced from 4 exons. The record is from RefSeq and is a predicted model, not a curated record.